Talpa occidentalis (Iberian mole) is the source of this 1490-nucleotide messenger RNA. It is a transcript of the gene G3BP1, whose product is annotated as G3BP stress granule assembly factor 1. Gene Ontology annotation, molecular function: mRNA binding. Gene Ontology annotation, cellular component: ribonucleoprotein complex; cytosol. NCBI's taxonomy places the organism in Eukaryota, Metazoa, Chordata, Mammalia, Eulipotyphla, Talpidae. The record is from RefSeq and is a predicted model, not a curated record.
UGUGCGCCGACGCAGCUGCGCGAGGUCUCGCCUUCCGCUGCGCCGCGAGCCAGCUCGUGCCGGUCCCGCUCAGCCGCCAGGUUGCAUUGACCAAAGCAAUGGUGAUGGAGAAGCCGAGUCCCCUGCUGGUCGGGCGGGAGUUCGUGCGGCAGUACUACACGCUGCUCAACCAGGCCCCUGACAUGCUGCACAGGUUCUAUGGAAAGAACUCUUCGUACGUCCACGGGGGCCUGGAUGCCAACGGCAAGCCGGCGGACGCCGUCUACGGGCAGAAGGAGAUCCACAGGAAAGUGAUGUCGCAGAACUUCACCAACUGCCACACAAAGAUCCGCCACGUGGAUGCGCAUGCCACCCUCAACGACGGCGUGGUGGUGCAGGUGAUGGGGCUGCUCUCCAACAACAACCAGGCGCUGCGCAGGUUCAUGCAGACCUUCGUCCUCGCCCCGGAGGGCUCUGUCGCAAACAAGUUCUACGUCCACAAUGACAUCUUCAGGUACCAAGACGAGGUGUUCGGCGGUUUUGUCACUGAGCCGCAGGAGGAAUCGGAGGAAGAGGUAGAAGAACCUGAAGACAGACAGCAGACACCUGAAGUAGGACCUGAUGAUUCUGGAACUUUCUAUGAUCAGGCUGUCAGCAAUGAUCUGGAGGAGCAUCUGGAGGAGCCCGUUGCUGAACCCGAGCCUGAUCCGGAGCCAGAAGCAGAGCAGGAAUCUGCGUCUGAAAUCCAGGAGGAGAAGGCAGAGCCAGCCCUGGAAGAGGCGGCCUCUGAGGAUACCCGGAAGAGCCCAUCACCGGCCCCUGUGGACCUGGCCCCGGCCGCCUCUGAGGACCUGCGGACGUUUUCUUGGGCGUCAGUGACCAGUAAGAACCUUCCGCCCAGCGGGGCUGUGCCGGUGACUGGGAUACCGCCCCACGUGGUGAAGGUGCCGGCUGCGCAGCCACGUCCGGAGUCUAAGCCUGAGUCUCAGAUCCCACCGCAGAGGCCUCAGAGAGACCAGCGAGUGCGGGAGCAGCGGAUAAACGUGCCCCCGCAGAGGGGCCCGCGACCCAUGCGUGAAGCUGGCGAGCAAGGGGAUGCCGAGCCACGGAGGGUCGUGCGGCACCCCGACAGUCACCAGCUCUUCAUCGGGAACCUGCCGCACGAGGUGGACAAAUCGGAGCUCAAGGACUUCUUUCAGAGCUACGGCAACGUGGUGGAGCUGCGCAUCAACAGCGGCGGCAAGCUCCCCAACUUCGGCUUCGUGGUGUUCGAUGACUCGGAACCUGUCCAGAAGGUCCUCAGCAACAGGCCCAUCAUGUUCCGCGGGGAGGUGCGCCUGAACGUGGAGGAGAAGAAGACCCGAGCGGCGCGGGAGGGCGACCGGCGCGACAGCCGUCUGCGCGGCCCCGGCGGCCCCCGGGGUGGGCUGGGUGCCGGCCUGCGCGGCGCGGGGGGCCUGGUGCAGAAGCCGGGCUUCGGCGCAGCGCGUGGUCUGGCCCCCCGACCCUGA